Gamsiella multidivaricata is the source of this 1537-nucleotide messenger RNA. RefSeq lists its product as uncharacterized. The record is from RefSeq and is a predicted model, not a curated record. The transcript has 3 exons. NCBI's taxonomy places the organism in Eukaryota, Fungi, Mortierellomycota, Mortierellomycetes, Mortierellales, Mortierellaceae. Bases 95 to 1468 code for a protein of 457 amino acids.
CUCUUACUUCGUUCCCAUUGCUUAUUGAUAUCCCUGCAAUCGUCGUUAUCACCUUUUCCUUCUUUCAUCCUGCCUUCCCCACUUGAUCAGCACUAUGACCAAGUCCAUCUUUGCCUAUCCCGAGCUAUGCUAUGCGCUUGCCAAACACUUGCCCCACUCGAGCCUGGCCGCCUGUCUACUGAUCAACCGAUCCUUUUAUAGCACCUUCCUGCCAUAUCUGUACAGUUCCAUCGAGGUGCACGAUUUCCGGCGCUACCUUCCAGAUCCGACGCCAGCAGCACCGAAAGAGGACAACGACAAAACCUACGAGAGGUUCCCUGCAGAGCCCGCCACAGAAUUGAUCAACUCUCGCUCCUUGUUCUUUAACGAGAAGCUGACGUACAAAGAAGGAAUGCGGUGGAAUCAAGUCGACGAAUUCUACUACUACGACAACGAUGGCGAUGAGGGUGUCAAUGAGGUUGGCGACGAAGAAAUAUCACCGAGCGAACGCAAAGCAACUUUCGCAGGCCUAGUCCAGGCAAGCAUCCUUCUUCAAGUCGUGCAGUCCUGUCCCAACCUCAAGUCUUUGGAGAUCCAUGGCCUGAACCCCGCUUCGCCUCCUCGCCCACAUUACGGAACGUGUGGACAGGCGGCAAUAGGGCGGCGGAAAUAUCUCAAUAAACAAGAGUCCCAAGACAAGGCCAUUGCCAUUAUCAUCAAGGAGGCUGCCGCAUGCUGUAGCCAAGCAAAAGACGCGGAGUCGGAUCACCUGGGACCCUAUGCUGGUCUGCUACCCUUACGAAACAAGGCUCCAACGACGACGGCGGCGGCAGUGGCAGCGACAGCAGCGACAGCAACAGUAUCAACGGCAACAGCAACAGAGACAGCAGUAGCUGCCGUAGCUGACAACACGGCUUUUGGAAUCACGACAGAACCGCCUCAGUGCGCAUGUUCGAACACACUUCAGACACUUCGCAUCGGUGUUAGCAAUGCCAGCGUGGACCCGACGUACGAUGACAGUUGGUACGGGCAUAGAUCCGGUUAUCAGUCGUGGAUUUAUGCUGCACAGAUAACGUGGAUGCACGACGAUCCCGAGAAUCCCAUGGUCCACAAGCACUUUCCUGAGGCUCUGCACUGGUUCUAUGACUAUAUCGCAAUAUUUCCAUGUCUGCGGGAGCUGUGUCUUGAGAGUGUCGCUCCCUUGUACCAUAAAUCCCAAUCAUUGGACCUGGCUUCGAGCUCUGGACUGGAUAGGUGGGCGACGCUGAAGGCAUUGGAGGUACUGGACAUCGAGAAGCUGGACCACGCGGUGGGAGUGGACGAGGUGCAAUGGAUGGUCAAGAACUGGCCAGCGCUGAGAGAGGUCCGCGGAUUGGUCUAUGCUACAGACGAGAUUCCUUCGGAUGCUGCUCUUUGGCUACAGAGCACUCGACCGGACAUUGCGCUGCCGGUGUCGACGAUUUCAAGGCCAAGCCAACAAGAGCUGUAGUAGAGUGGCAUAGACGACACUGGGGAUGCAUAUCUCUAUCAAUAUUGAAACUGACAUAUUUAUUUUUUA